Molecule: messenger RNA, 867 nt
Organism: Symbiodinium sp. CCMP2592
Lineage: Eukaryota; Dinophyceae; Suessiales; Symbiodiniaceae
Source: the annotation of a GenBank genome assembly
AUGGUGGUCAUAUCCGUGACAAGCCUGGCGGGAGAGUCGUUGCUCGAAGCAACUGACCUUCCCGAGCCAGUCACUGGAACGCAGAUCAUUGAAAGGCUACCGGGGCCGACCACGCGUUUCGACAGACUUCUCCGAGAGAGCGAGUCUUUGGAUCUUUCUGCCGAGCUGCGUGUGGAUGGUGAAGCAACGAUCAGUCUUCUGUUCGUUCGGGUGGACGCAGGCUUGCUGGCCGGACUCGAAGAUGACACCAUCGAGGUGCUGAGAAGUUUCGGGGCCAUUCAGGAUGCACCGCCUGGCUUCCCCCACCUGACGUGCUGUCUGAACUUGGCGAAGGAGGAUAAGCAGAGAUUCAGUGGAGGAGGGUUCGGGGGCACCGAGUCGACCCGCCAUGUGCUGCUGCUUCCGGACGGGCGGAUUCUAGCAAAAUACCAUUACGAGAGCGACUACAUGGAACACAGCGGCGAUUACAGCUGUACUUGCUGCUGGGAGAUCGCUGAGGGGAACUUUUCCGCCACCGACGAGCCUGGCUGCCUGUGCAUUACGUGGACGGGCUGGGCUGAGCUGCGUCACAGAACUGACGAGCCCUUCGGCCCAGGCACCAUUACAGGCAACUGGGAACAAAAGCUGAUAGAUGCAGAGCACCGGCGGGUGCCGUCCACCUUGGUGCCAACAGACCAGGGCGUUUUGAACCUCCAGAAAUUGUGUCGGGCCUGGGCAGAGGAGGAUGCAGGUUCUGGCGUGGCAUGCGCACGCCGAACAUGUGCCCGAACCAGCACAUCGCUAAACAUGCCCAAGCUAGAUGCCGACAUUUUGGGAAGUUUUGGCAUGCACCCUGAUCAUUUGAUACAUUGGGUUGGAGAAAAGUAA